Messenger RNA from Eubalaena glacialis (North Atlantic right whale), 747 nucleotides. RefSeq names its product transmembrane protein 213 (gene TMEM213). NCBI's taxonomy places the organism in Eukaryota, Metazoa, Chordata, Mammalia, Artiodactyla, Balaenidae. The transcript has 4 exons. The coding region runs from base 95 to 640 and encodes 181 amino acids. The record is from RefSeq and is a predicted model, not a curated record.
UCCACCCCCUCUCUUUCCCCCUAACACAGAACAGAUAUUCACCUCUGCCAGCGUUGUUUUCAAGUUCCUGCCAGACGGGCCACACACAGGGCGCAUGGCAGGCGGCCCUCAGCUCGCCUCUGCGGGGACCGUGAUCACAGAAGCCUCUCUCCUCAGCAUGAAGCACCUCAGCUCUGCGCCCUGGGCCGCCCUGGUCCUCAGCCUGGCCUUUGCCUCUUUCCACCCGGCUUGCUUGGCAGAUAAAAGAGUGUUUUCUGUUUACCUGGCCAUGCUUAAGAGAGGGCCUCAAACACUUGACAAAUAUAACUGCACUGAAGGGUUGGGUCUUGCCAGCAGCCUUUACUUUGGAAGUGACUCCAAGUGGGACCAGUCCCUGGCUGGCUUUGCUUAUGAGGGAGAAGCAAGCAGCAGCAGCAACUCAACCUUGACUGUCCACCAUCCAGGCCUUGAGACCCUGGAGCAGUGCCCCAAUGUCAACUUCUGCCCACAAGCAGCCCGGUGUUGCCACACCGGAGUGGAUGAAUACGGCUGGAUCGCGGCUGCCGUUGGUUGGAGUCUCUUGUUUCUCACUCUCAUCCUGCUCUGUGUGGACAAACUGAUGAAGCUAACUCCAGAUGAGCCCAAGGACUUGCAAGCAUGACACUUAGAAUCUUUGUCCCAAGAAUGUCAAUCACCACCAAUUGUAGGUAAUAGCAGGCAGGGAUAGCGCUAAUGUGAUUUCCAUUACUUUAAAGUCUUUUAAUCCUU